CAUCCCUAGCAUCAUUAAUUUAGUAAAAUUGUUUUACGCGUCUCUUGCAUUUUGUAAAUUAACAAGCGAAUGGGGGGUCCCUGCACAACAAUUUGAGGCAUUGUAUAGGAUAAAUAAGUGAAAAGUGUUACAAACAUUGUACCUGCGCUUAAGUAAUAGUGAAUAAGUCAAAACAUAACAAGAUGACAAGACCAAAGGCGAAAGCCAAGGCAAAGCCCAAAACGAAAACAGCAGCCGCCUCCAAAACGAAGGCGGUCACGACCAAGAACAACAAUGCGGCUUCGGCGGAAAAGGAAAACGAGAUGGCAAUCAGUGAAGCGAGCCCCGAUCGCAUUCGGGAACAAUUCAGAGGUGGCGCAGAGUCCAUGUACACAAUAAUGCGUCACGCCGAACUCAAGGAGGCGCUCCACCAGCGCUACGAAAAGGAGCUGCAGCAACUGUACACGAAGAUGGGACACCAAGCGUUUCUGGACAUAUUCAUCAAUGUGUUGAAGACUGUACUGGAGGCGGAAGAGGCGAAUGAAAAUGGAAAAAUGGCCCUUUCCUUUUGCGCUAAAUUCGUGGCAGGCUUCGAGUCGGAGAAGACGCAUCCGAUGCUGGCCGAAACAUUUCACUGGUUAUUGACAAUAUAUUCGAGCAGCCCUUACGUUCGCUAUCGGAUUUGCUACUUUGUGAAUCUGAUACUUGAGAAACUGGGACCCAAUGCGGCACUCGACGACACGCAGUGCGACGAGAUUCUCGAGGCCAUGCUGGAUCGCGUGAAGGAUGUGUCGCCCGGUGUACGCAAGCAGGCUGUACUGGCCAUGCAGCGUCUCCAGAUUCCGGACAAUCCUCGCGAUCCAGUUGUCUGCGCCUACCAGUUCCAUUUGUCUUCGGAUCCCUCGCCCACUGUCCGGCAGUGCAUAAUCACCUGCAUGGGCCGCAACUACAUCACGGUGCCCUACAUACUCCAGCGUCUGUGGGACGUGGACGAGAAGGUGCGCCGCCAUACGUAUGUCAACAUGUGCAACUAUCCAGUGCGCUCCUACAAGGUGUCGCAGCGCCUGACCCUGCUGGAGCAAGGCCUGAACGAUAGCUCGGCCAACGUUAAAAAGACGGUGGUGAACAUCAUGCUUAAAGCCUGGAUCGACUCCUAUCAGCAGAACUAUUUGACUCUGAUAGCGGCCCUCAAGCUGGACUCCAGCGAGGAGGAGCUGAUGCGAUUCCGCAGCGUUACCAAGCAAAUGUUGCGUGUGAUCUUUGAGCAGGCAGACAAUCAGCAACUGAUGGAACAACUGCCGCUUGGCGACGAUUGUGAGCUUCAUCGAUGUGUGCCUCUGGAAAAUUUAAACGUGGAGCUGCUGCUCUAUUGGCAGUGCCUCGGCGAGUAUCUGGAGAGCACACAGGCGGACGAGAGCGACCAAGUGCUGCCCGAGCUGAGUGUCUUUUGCAGCUACGUGGAAAAGUUCUGUCAGUUCCAGAAGCCGAACAUGGACAAGUUUGCCCAGAUAGAGUUCCAGAGCAUGCUGCUCUCGCUGGUGGAAAUCCUAGACUCGUACGACCUGGGCGAUGAGAUAGGGCGCGGUAACAUGAAGACGUUGAUCAGCAGCCUAUUGAAAGACUGUCUGCUUGACCACAAGAUCGUCCGCGUGCUGGUGCGUUGCAUGGAGAAACUGAUUACCGACCUGAACGAUCGGAUGCAGUUCUUCAUUGAAAUCAUAUACGCAACGUGCGACCUGAAUACAAAACAGAAUGAGCUAGUGCACGAUCGCAGUCUGAUCAAUAAGUUGCUGGACGACUUGGACACGCCCUCGAAGAUGAAGAUCUCAUCGCUGAAGGUGAAGAUCCUCGAGCUGGAGGAGCAGGAGGAUAACUUUGUGCGCCAAAAGGAGUAUAUACGGGCGCAGUCCGUGAAUGAGGAGAAGAUGGCCGUCACAGAGGAGUACACGGAGCUGAUUAAGCCGCUGCUGGUGAAGCAUGGCGUUCUGGAGAUGCCCGCCCGCCCGAAGCUCUCCAAACAGGAGCGAGUCCUCAAGGGCCUGCACAUCUCAUACUAUAUGGUGGCCUCUCCACAUGUCCACAAGCUCACGCCCAGCAUCUGUAAGCUGUACAAGGACUUCGUCUGCCGCCAUCUGCCCUCCUCGGAGGUGGACAUCUUCGAAUGGGCCAUCAAGUGUAGCACCACCUACAGUAUGUUCUAUGAGGCAUACGCCAAGGAGGUGUUCGAGGUGGUUCUCGACCAGUUCUGCAACAACACGGUUGUCCGUCUGUGCGAAACCUCUGCCAGAUGCGUUCUCGAGAUGCUUGAUCACUAUGGCAUCGAUUAUUUCAACGAUUUCAACCAGACGACAGGCGGAGAAGGGCUGGCGUCCAAGACAAAGCGUCGCCAGCUCUAUAACGUUCAGGAUAUAUACGACGGCGAGGAUGAUGGCAGUCAGACGCAGAGCAGUGAGCAGAGCAGCGACAUCAUUGUCGUGAUGGGCCACUAUGUGGAGCGGGUAACCGACAAGGGCGUGGGCAUGGCGAUAAUGCGAGGCGUUUGUCGCCUGGUGCUGCGCGGCCACCUCGACGAUCGUCCCGAGGUGCUGGAGCAGCUACUGAAACGAUACUUCAAUCCGAACACAGAGCCCAUCAUCAACCAGGUCUUGGGCAUGUUCUUUGAGAAUCUUGUCCGGCUCAAGAAGCAGGCCCUUCUGCAGCCCUGCCUUCUGCCCACAUUGUGGACCGUCGUUAACUGCAGCUUCGACUCGCCACUGAACGGUGUCCAGCCCGAUCACGUGGUCAGGUUCUUUAUCGAUCUGACGACGCAGGAAGUCAGCUCCCCGGUGACCAACAUUCACAACCGGAUAGCCCUAAGCUUCCUGCACUACAUUCAAAACUACUUCACCGAGCGCAGGGAAAUUUGUCGCCUGCUGGCCAAAGAGCUCACCAACCUCACGGUAAACGUGUCUAACGGACGGGAAAUAAAGACUGAAAUGUUGGAGAUGGCGGACAAAUUGAUCACGAGCGAGUUGGAGCCGCGUGUGGUCACUAAUAUUAAUAACUUCAAGCUGAUGGUUGAAGGCAGCUUAAAUCCACCCGCACGUGGGGCACGCGAUGAGGUGGACAGCGACGAGGAGUGCGACACUGAGACUGUAACUACAAAGGCAUCUGAGAAUGUUGGGCAGGCAGAGCAGGUGGCAGCCCCAAUCCCUGAAGAAUGUUCCAACGAACAGACCCUGACAAAUGCGUCGGAUACACAGGCAGAAGCAUCGGCUGUAACACAAAUUGAAGCUGCGCCAGUUGCAGAUCCUGUCUUGACCACUUACGGCACUGAGAAUCGGGUGGGACAACGUUUCCUGCGACGCUCUCUAUAUAACUCCACUUGCUCAAGUGAGAAUGCCACAACGGAGGAAACAGUGGAAACGGAGGCGUCCGAAACAUCCAGAAUAAAUCUACGUAGGCCUCAGAUGAAGCGACGUCUACAGCAGGCAUUGGCUAGGUCCUCCAAGACACCGGAGAAGCAGCCGCAAGAGCAGCAGGAGUCCGAUGAUUCAGACGGAUCAGAGCAAAAUGAAUCUCAGCAAAGUCCCGCGCGGGCAGAUAAGUCGGACACAUCAGAGGUAGUUGAAGCCUCGCCCACCUCCGAAUCACCCAAAGACUCAGCGGCGCCCAAUGCCAGCCACCUGCGCCUACGCUCAUUGCGCACCAGAUCCUCUGCCGUAUCAACAUCCUUCACUGCUCCCACAGCUAGCAAAGUUCGCAAGUUCCCGAUUCUUGAGACGCCUAUGCGUAAUGGACGCAAGCGAGUCAUAAGACGGACGCCCUCAGAUAAAAGGAGGUCCGGCCAGCGUUCCAGCAAUUCGUUGGAGUCGCCCUCUCGAAAACAGCCCCGCGUAGAUGGAAAGACACCGAGGGGAGAAUUGGUGACGCACAACACAAGCAGCCCCACAGACAGCACGUCCUCGGUGAAAGAGAAUCGAGUUCCAGUGAUUACCACAACCGCUCCAGAAUCACAGUCAGAGGCAGAGUCCGUUUCCGAGUCGGAGCCAUCGACCUCAAGGCAAACAUCGACAAGAAGUUAUUUGAGCCGCACCACCACCACAAGUACCCCAAAGAUGACAACACGCCAUGCGGCACAAAAGGAGAGGAUCAACAGCAUGUGCAUGACACGCAAGAGGAUGUCCCUCGAAAUGAAUCUGAGCGGUGGGCAGUUGAGUAUGUCCACGCCCAAGCGCAUUACGCGAAGCGCUGUGCUGCCUGCCACUGAUGGCGGCGGCACUCGCAGCAGCCGCAGGCGCAAAUAGCUAAUCCAAGAAUCAUCAUUUGCAUUCUGAGCUUUACGUCCCGUAUCCGGAAUGGAUGCGAGUUUUAUGUGCAUUGGUAUUGUGUAUAUGUGUAAAAUAGGUAGGAAUAUUAACGCAUCGUUGAGUAAUUUAACCCAGUUUAAGAUUAGAAUUGUCCAAGCGAGUAUUCAAGGGAAAACUUCCAGCUUGGCAGCUUGGUAUGCAGCCUCGAAAGAGCGUUCACUGUAACGAUUGCUAAAUGUAUCAAUAAAGUUUUCUCUCUCUUUUA
This is a messenger RNA of Drosophila guanche, 4533 nucleotides long. RefSeq names its product condensin complex subunit 3 (gene Cap-G). The transcript has 7 exons. Lineage: Eukaryota; Metazoa; Arthropoda; Insecta; Diptera; Drosophilidae. Gene Ontology annotation, biological process: mitotic chromosome condensation. Bases 183 to 4265 code for a protein of 1360 amino acids. The record is from RefSeq and is a predicted model, not a curated record. Gene Ontology annotation, cellular component: condensed chromosome; condensin complex; cytoplasm.